UGCUUACAUGACCAGCCAUUGAAUUUCCGUCGAGGAGGAAGAAUGGUGUGUAUAACAAACCAGGGUCACCUUUCCUACUUCUUUAUCGUCUUAUGUACCUUAGAUCCGUGUUUGUGAGGGGACUUGGUGUCUGUGAGUCUCUGAGGGCUUGUGUUAGGCGCUUGGCAGCAGAUGUCAGUGACAGGCAGGGUGUUGGUAGCAGCUCGGAGAUAACAGAUAAAGUGGGUUAAAGGCGGCUGUGAGGAGCAGAUAAAACAGAUAAAACCCGCAAUAACGGUUUAAACUCGGACACAGAGCCGCCACAAGCUCUACAGCUGGACAACUGGGGUCUCCGUGGGACCAUACACCGUCAUGUGUCCUCUGGAGGAGUUAACGAGCAUCGAGACUUUCAGCCACUGAGUCUUGAAAACAUCAGUAUUUUCCUGUAAUAAUAAUAAAAAAAAAAAACUGAACAUGCGACUUUUAAUGGGCACGUUGAGCUGCACGCAUUCGGCUCGCUUAUCCAAGCUGAAGCUAACCCAGCCCAGGACGUCAUGGCUGGAGCACCGCGCCAGCCUUCACAACGCCCUCCGGAGGAGGACCGUGUCGCCGGGGCUCAGGUCCUCACUUCACCCGGCGCCGUCCGCCCUCCCCCCGGGCUCUCCCAGGCCCUUCUGGUCGUAUCACGCCGGUGUCUCUGUGCUCGGUCCACACACACCUGUUGCCUUUGCCAGCUCCUCAGCAGCCUCCGCAUCCACAGCACCUGAGUCGGAGAAGAAACCCGAGACACCCAUCACGGUGCCACUGGAGGAUGUUAAAAGGAUACUGGGACUGGCUCAUCCGGAGAGAUGGCGCCUGGCAGCUGCAGUCGGCUUCCUGACUGUCUCUAGCACAGUGACCAUGUCGGCCCCCUACUUCCUGGGCAAAGUGAUUGACACCAUUUACAGCGGCAGCACGGACACGGAGAUGAUGACGGCCUCUUUGACAUCGCUGUGUCUCAUGCUGACAGGAGUGUUUCUGUGUGGUGGAGCGGCCAACGCUGCCAGAGUCUACCUCAUGGAUGUGUCAGGCCAGCAGAUAGUUCGUAAUCUCCGUGCCUCUGUCUUCUCCUCCAUCCUCAGACAAGAAGUGGCAUUUUUUGACAGGAACAGGACCGGAGAGCUUAUUAACCGCCUCUCAGCUGACACCACUGUGGUGGGCCGUUCAAUCACAGACAACCUGUCAGACGGGCUGAGGGCCGUCGCACAGGCAGCUGCCGGUGUCAGCAUGAUGUUCUACGUUUCACCCAAUCUGGCGAACUUUGUGUUGCUGAUAGUUCCUCCUAUGGUCUUGUUUGCCAUCAUCUAUGGCAGAUACCUGCGAACCAUCGCCAAACGCACACAGGAUGCACUCGCACAAACCACACAGUUGGCCGAGGAGCGAAUCAGCAACGUGCGGACGGUCAGGGCUUUUGGCAAAGAGCUGUCAGAGGUCAACAUGUACAUUCAGAAGGCAAACCAUGUCCUCACACUGGCCCGAAAGGAAGCCGUACUACGAGCUGGUUUCUUUGGAGUGACCGGCCUCAGCGGUAACCUCAUGAUCCUGUCGGUGCUUUAUAAAGGAGGCCUUCUGAUGGCCAGCCAGCACAUGACUGUGGGGGAGCUCUCAUCUUUCCUCAUGUACACCUUCUGGGUGGGCAUCAGUAUAGCAGGUCUGAGUUCUUUCUACUCCGAAUUGAUGAAGGGCUUUGGUGCAGGGUCCCGACUGUGGGAGCUGCUGGACAGAAAACCUGAGUUUUCUUUGGAUGAAGGUCAAGUCAUCGCUCAGGACCAGUUGAAAGGCCAGCUGGAGUUCUGUGACGUCUCCUUUGCCUACCCAACACGUAAGGAGACGUCCAUCUUCCACAACCUCAGUUUCUCGGUUCCGGCUGGUACCAUCAUGGCUGUAGUGGGAUCCAGUGGAUCAGGAAAAUCAACCCUGGUGUCUCUACUGCUCAGGCUGUACGACCCUGAUGCUGGUAUCAUCACUAUCGAUGGUCACGACAUCAGAAAUCUGAAUCCCUGCUGGCUCAGGAGCCACAUUGGAACUGUCAGCCAGGAGCCUGUGUUGUUUUCCUGCUCUGUCAGAGAUAAUAUCGCGUACGGCGCCUUGGAUCCAGGAGCUGUGACCACGGAGGACAUCUACAGAGCUGCCAGAGUGGCAAACGCCUAUGAUUUCAUUCAGGCAUUUCCUCAGGGCUUUGACACCGUGGUGGGGGAGAAAGGAGUGCUGCUGUCUGGUGGUCAGAAGCAGAGGAUAGCCAUCGCCAGAGCUCUCCUGAAGAAUCCGAAGAUUCUGCUUUUGGAUGAGGCUACAAGUGCCCUGGAUUCUGAGAAUGAGUUCCUUGUUCAGGAGGCUUUGGAGCGUCUCAUGGAAGGGAGAACAGUCAUGAUCAUCGCUCACCGUCUGUCCACCAUUAAAAAUGCGGACCACGUGGCCGUGCUGGACCAGCAGCGUGUGGCCGAGUGCGGCCCCCCCACGGAGCUGCUGGGAAACAGGCAGGGACUCUUCAGGAAGCUGAUGGAGAAACAGGCCUUUCUGCAGGAGGAGCAGCAGCGAGCCCUUCGCUGAGAAGAUGAGCGUAGAGGGAGAGCACAGGAGGAGAGGUCAGAACCUGGGGGUCCCCGGGUUUGCCUCAGACUGAGACACAACAGAAAAACUGAAGUGAAACAGAACAUGGAACGCAAGUGAAAGAGAGGAAUCGGGAAUGCCAGUGGAAAAUAAAGGGAGGUUCUUUCUGACUCUGCUGGGAAUUCUUCUACGAGGAGCCAAAAAGUGAAAUGUGGAUCAGGAAGUGUUGAAGGAUGUAAUUUAUUCUGCACUCAAGAAGGAAACCUGGAUGAGCAACUGACAAGAGACGCUCUGGAUGCUCACAAACAACUGAUUUAAAUCACUGUCAUGUUUGCAGUUUUAAAGAAAACAUUCAAAUCCCUUUCAAGCAAACAGGAGGAAGAAAUCUGCAGAGAAAUGUGACAUUUAAUCCAGUUUCACUGUCACAUCACUUUUUUUUCGUAACAAAACCAAAAAAAGAGUAUUUAUACAACACUUCUAAAUGUAUAUUUGUUUAUGUGUGUGUGUGUGUCUGUUGAGAAGACUUGAAGCUAACAUGAAGAGCCUUUUAUUGUCAGAGUUUAUGGAUUUAAGCAGCUAUAAUGUAGUGUCAACACUGUGUUGUAAAGCAGGACUGAACACUAUUUUAUAUUUUGACGCACAUUUAUUAUGAAAGUAUCAGUCCUGGUCCUGCAAAUUGGAGUUGCGGUGCACAUAUAUGUGAGGUUGAUUUGCUCAUAUUCAGUCCCUGUUCAGGUUUUCUUGACAUCCUUCUUGUGACGUGUGUGUUGUGGGUUUAACUGACAGCCUGGAAACUGCUCAGACUUUGUGUGAGAGCUGAUGGAAGUCUGCUAAACCGACUUCUCAGACGCUCUGCUGCUUUAAAUGGGGAGCCACAGAGAGUGUGUGGUAUAAGUGAUGUCUGUGUGCGUCACCUCAACCAUCAUCUCCCCAUUUCAUUGAUUAGUGUUUAUAAUCUGAAUGCUACCUACAAGAAAACCAGAAUGUAACUUAACCGAACCAACAGACAGUUGACACCUGUGACUCCACUGUCCACUGCGAGCUGCAUUAAACUGUCUGUCUGCGCUCAGGCGGUGCGAAGCCUGGUGUGUACAGGAAGUGCACCUGGCCAGCCUUAAAUUCUACAUAAACAGCUCUGUAACCACAGACAUGUUAGCCACCGUGCUGCUAAGCCACAUAAAUAUUAUAGCUGGCAUAAAGAUCUCAACUUGGAAGUGUUUCUGUAAAUAACUGGCUGGUAAAUGCUCUCUGAAUUGCAGAAAUGAAAACUAUUAUAUUAAUUAUAAACCACAGCAAAUCACUUCUGUCUGAUUGAACUAUUUAAAUUUUGACCAGUGGCCCAAACACUGUAAUUUUAACAGUUAACUUAUUGGUGAACAAACACCAACAGAUUUCUCUUUUUCUGUGCUUUUCUUAGUUUCAUUCUAGUUUGUUUAACCACACAUUCAAAACAAUUGGCAUUUAAAUAAUUUAGCAUCCUGCAUGCAUCAGGGGCAUUGAGAGUUCCAGGAGGAACAAACCCAGCUUUGAUUCUGGAUGAUUUACAGAACUUCAUCAUGUCGCUCUCUAUUCAGUCUCUGUCUUGUGAGGAUUGUGGCAGCAGAAUAUCCUUUUUUUUAUGUCAAUCAACAUGUCUGUUAUAGUGUUUGGUGCAUAUUUGAGCAUCCCCUACAAAGUAAAUUAUUUUUAGUUGAAUCACAUUUGGUUCUCGUGUCAUUCUCGACAUCUUAGAUCGUAUUUCAGUGCCGGGUUUCACGUCAAAAGCUGCCUUGAAACUUGUCUUGUGUUGAGUGUCUCUCGGCCAAAUCUGUGGUUAUUCACAGUGAAUGGAAAGAAAUUUAGUUUUGUUACUGAAGUCCAGAUCUCAGUAAAUAUUUAAGGUGCUGAACAAUUUGCUGUUCAAAGAUGUAAAUGUCAACACAUCACAAGUGGGAGUUCCUUCUGUUCUUAACAUGUACCUGAUGAUAAAUAUUUAAUUACAUUUGAUAGAUUUUAAAUGAUGUAUUUGUCCCCUAAAUUAUUAUACUUUGUGUAAUGAUGGAUAAAAUAAAAUACUGAUGCUUUU
This is a messenger RNA of Salarias fasciatus (jewelled blenny), 4633 nucleotides long. RefSeq names its product ATP-binding cassette, sub-family B (MDR/TAP), member 10 (gene abcb10). Gene Ontology annotation, molecular function: ABC-type oligopeptide transporter activity; ATP hydrolysis activity; ATP binding. Gene Ontology annotation, cellular component: mitochondrial inner membrane. The record is from RefSeq and is a predicted model, not a curated record. The coding region runs from base 454 to 2568 and encodes 704 amino acids. NCBI's taxonomy places the organism in Eukaryota, Metazoa, Chordata, Actinopteri, Blenniiformes, Blenniidae. The transcript is spliced from 14 exons. Gene Ontology annotation, biological process: oligopeptide export from mitochondrion.